Messenger RNA from Arachis duranensis, 1323 nucleotides. RefSeq lists its product as uncharacterized. Lineage: Eukaryota; Viridiplantae; Streptophyta; Magnoliopsida; Fabales; Fabaceae. The transcript has a single exon. The record is from RefSeq and is a predicted model, not a curated record. Gene Ontology annotation, molecular function: protein binding. The coding region runs from base 1 to 1323 and encodes 440 amino acids.
AUGGAAAACUUAUCAGAUGAUUUAUUGAUCGAAAUAUAUUCUCGUCUUCCUUACAAGACAGCCUUGAGAUGCAAAUCAAUAUCCAAACGGUUCUUCAAUUUGAUCUCAAACCACAUUUUCAUCGAAAGAUCCAUCCUUCACCACCACAAACUCCUCCUUCGUAUGAACCACCACGAAUGCCAGAAAGAAUGGCGAUUAUGCUCCCUCUCUAGGCGCAAGAAACUAGUCUUGUUCCUCCCCCACAAUAUUCAUGGUGAUCUUUCUUUUAACCCUCAAAACCAUUUGUCCUUGAGCUUUCUAGGACCCAAGUUUGACUCGAAAAGCGAUGAACCACCACCAACAAGACUAAGAAAGCGCUACAACAAAUAUUCAAAGAUCGUAGGGUUCUCUAACGGCCUGUUUCUAUGCAGAAAAUCACCACACGAGAGACUAUACUUUGUUUGCAAUCCCCUAACAAAGAAAAGUCUCAAAGUUGUUCCUAUGGCGCCACCGCUUAGGGGCCAAAACCUAGUAAAAAAUAGUCUCGGCCACGCACUCGAGGGAUUUCUUUGCGAACCUUACUACAAUAUCGAAGAAAACAUCGACUUAAUCUCUGUUAAUAAUUCUGUUCAGGGUUUAAGAUUUAGGAUUGUACUUAUACCUUUUUUCGAAGGUACAGUAUGUGAGUUUUUAAGAGGUAUAAAAAAGUCAGAGUUUGAAGUAGUAAUUUUUUCUUCAGAGACCGGACAAUGGACAACAAAACUUGUUUCGUGCACGAACGGUUCGAGUUUUACGCGACCAACUAUUCUUUCUGACCCGGUUGCACAUGGAGGGAAGCUUUACUUCAUGGGAAAGGAGAAUAUUUUGGUGUAUGAUCCUUUUCGCAACGAAAAUGAGUGCAACAUUAUUGAAUUUCCGAGUGGCUCGGAUCGUAGGAACAUUUCUUAUACGGGUCAUGUUGGUGUCUCUUGUGGAAAGAUUAGAGUAAGUUGUUUCUCUUCUUUUUCAUCUUUGGUGAAGUUGUGGGAGCUGAAUGAAGAGAACAAUGGUUGGUGUUUGUUGCAUGAGGUUUGUGUUCCAGCACAAGAUGAAAGUUCAGUGAGGGAUGAAUUGAGAGGAAGAGAAGGAGUUUAUGAAGUUGGUUAUGGAGUGUUUAGAGUGAGAGGGUUUCAUCCGUACCAUGGUGAUGUUGUGUUGUUUCAAUUUAAUCAUCGCAUAUUUUAUGGGAACUUGAAGACCAAAGAGUUUCGUACCGUUGGUUAUGGGACACAAGAUUAUUAUUCUUUGCAAAUAAUUUCACUUGACCUGCCAUUGUGGCCAACUCCACUUCCUCCCAUUAGGUAA